Messenger RNA from Mus pahari (shrew mouse), 3143 nucleotides. RefSeq names its product cleavage and polyadenylation specific factor 2 (gene Cpsf2). The coding region runs from base 195 to 2543 and encodes 782 amino acids. The record is from RefSeq and is a predicted model, not a curated record. Lineage: Eukaryota; Metazoa; Chordata; Mammalia; Rodentia; Muridae. The transcript has 15 exons. Gene Ontology annotation, biological process: mRNA 3'-end processing by stem-loop binding and cleavage. Gene Ontology annotation, molecular function: RNA binding. Gene Ontology annotation, cellular component: mRNA cleavage and polyadenylation specificity factor complex.
GCCGCUCUCCUCAGGCCCAAGAUGGCGGCCACCACACAGGGGCUCCCGCCGGCUGCUCGCCGCCGCUGAGCGCGCGCUAGCUCUGCUCGCUCUCCGACCUGCGUUCCACCAGGGGUUGGGAAGGGCGGCGGACGGUGCCGGGGGGGAGAUUGGCCUGGCAGCCCCUUUUAGAUGCCCAUUACUGGACCAGAAAGAUGACAUCUAUCAUCAAGCUAACCACCCUCUCUGGGGUCCAAGAAGAGUCGGCUCUCUGCUAUCUUCUCCAGGUUGAUGAGUUUAGAUUUUUGUUGGACUGUGGCUGGGAUGAACACUUCUCUGUGGACAUUAUUGAUUCCCUGAGGAAGCAUGUUCACCAGAUCGAUGCAGUGCUCCUGUCUCACCCAGAUCCACUCCACCUCGGUGCCCUCCCAUUCGCUGUGGGGAAGCUGGGUCUGAACUGUGCCAUCUAUGCAACAAUUCCUGUUUAUAAAAUGGGUCAGAUGUUCAUGUACGAUCUUUAUCAGUCUCGACACAACACAGAAGAUUUCACCCUCUUUACACUGGAUGACGUGGAUGCAGCCUUUGAUAAAAUACAGCAGCUGAAAUUCUCUCAGAUUGUGAACCUGAAAGGCAAAGGACACGGUUUGUCUAUCACACCCCUACCAGCUGGCCAUAUGAUAGGAGGGACAAUAUGGAAAAUAGUCAAAGAUGGAGAAGAAGAAAUUGUGUAUGCCGUUGACUUCAACCACAAGAGGGAGAUCCACUUAAAUGGAUGUUCCCUGGAAAUGCUAAGCAGACCCUCUCUGCUUAUCACAGAUUCAUUUAAUGCUACUUAUGUGCAGCCUAGAAGGAAGCAGAGAGAUGAGCAGCUCCUGACAAACGUCCUGGAAACUCUUCGGGGGGAUGGGAACGUGCUGAUAGCUGUGGACACAGCAGGCAGAGUUCUGGAGCUUGCUCAACUCCUGGAUCAGAUUUGGAGAACUAAAGAUGCCGGGUUGGGCGUUUACUCGCUGGCUCUCCUGAACAACGUCAGUUACAAUGUGGUGGAGUUUUCUAAGUCACAGGUAGAAUGGAUGAGUGAUAAAUUGAUGAGAUGUUUUGAAGACAAAAGAAAUAACCCAUUUCAGUUUCGCCAUCUCUCUCUGUGCCACGGUCUUUCUGACUUGGCUCGAGUUCCAAGCCCCAAAGUUGUACUUGCCAGCCAACCUGACCUGGAGUGUGGAUUCUCAAGGGACCUCUUUAUUCAGUGGUGUCAGGACCCGAAAAACUCAAUCAUUCUAACGUAUAGAACAACUCCUGGGACUUUAGCACGUUUCUUAAUUGAUAAUCCUACUGAGAAAGUUACAGAAAUAGAGCUGAGGAAACGUGUGAAGCUUGAAGGGAAAGAACUUGAGGAAUAUGUGGAAAAAGAAAAACUCAAGAAAGAAGCUGCUAAGAAACUGGAGCAGUCAAAAGAGGCAGACAUUGACUCCAGUGACGAGAGUGACGUGGAGGAAGAUGUCGACCAGCCAUCAGCUCACAAGACAAAGCACGACCUGAUGAUGAAGGGGGAAGGCAGCCGCAAAGGGAGCUUCUUCAAACAGGCCAAGAAGUCCUACCCCAUGUUUCCUGCCCCAGAAGAAAGGAUUAAAUGGGACGAGUAUGGCGAGAUCAUCAAACCAGAAGAUUUCUUAGUGCCAGAACUUCAGGCUACUGAAGAAGAAAAAAGCAAAUUAGAAUCUGGUUUGACAAAUGGAGAGGAACCCAUGGACCAGGACCUGUCUGAUGUCCCCACCAAGUGUGUCUCUGCAACAGAGUCUAUUGAGAUAAAAGCCAGAGUUACUUACAUAGACUAUGAAGGACGCUCCGAUGGGGACUCCAUUAAAAAGAUCAUCAAUCAGAUGAAACCACGGCAGCUCAUCAUUGUCCACGGCCCACCAGAGGCCAGUCAGGAUCUGGCCGAGUGCUGCCGUGCGUUUGGUGGGAAAGAUAUUAAAGUAUACAUGCCAAAGCUGCACGAGACUAUCGAUGCCACCAGUGAGACGCAUAUCUACCAGGUAAGAUUAAAAGACUCUCUUGUCAGCUCCCUUCAGUUCUGUAAAGCUAAAGAUGCCGAGUUAGCUUGGAUAGAUGGCGUUUUAGACAUGAGAGUUUCCAAAGUGGACACAGGAGUUAUUUUAGAAGAAGGAGAGCUCAAGGACGAUGGAGAAGACUCUGAAAUGCAAGUGGAUGCUCCUUCAGAUUCCAGUGCCAUAGCCCAGCAGAAGGCCAUGAAGAGUCUGUUUGGAGAUGAUGAGAAAGAGUUGGGUGAGGAGAGUGAGAUCAUUCCCACACUGGAGCCUUUGCCACCUCACGAGGUUCCUGGACAUCAGUCAGUUUUUAUGAAUGAACCGAGACUGUCUGACUUCAAGCAAGUUCUUUUGCGGGAGGGGAUUCAAGCGGAAUUUGUAGGGGGCGUACUUGUCUGCAACAAUCAAGUAGCAGUUCGCAGAACAGAAACUGGACGCAUCGGGUUAGAAGGCUGCCUUUGUCAAGACUUUUAUAGGAUACGAGACCUUUUGUAUGAACAGUAUGCCAUUGUGUAAAGGACAUGAUGUCAAGAUGUGUCUGCUUGACCUUUCUCAGGAAGAAAGGAUUCUCAUCUGAGGCUAAACUUAUGCUGUCUUGUUUUGUAACAUACAAAAAGAAUCUGCCAGAAAACGUGAGCAUGUAUUAGAUUUUGAAAAAUAUGAAUCAAGGGCCUGGGGUGUAGCUCAGUGGUAGAGCUCUUGCCUAGCAUGUGCAAGGCCCUGGGUUUGAUUCUCUGUCCUGAAUAAAGAAAGAAAGAAAAUGUAAAUAGAGCCCAUUUUGUAAAUGCUCUUGCCUAGCUCUGAAUGCUAGAAGCCCAACGAAGAGACAGGCCCAGAGCCAAGGGAAUUGGUUUCCUCUGCAGGUCCCUUGUUCCAAGCACUCAAUACUUGAAGAAGAAAAAGGAGAAAACAAACAAACAAACAAAAGAACAGUGCAAAUUAGCAAACCAGUAGAUGGCCUUACAGAAACUGGUGUGUGCGCAUUUGUGUGAACAGUUUCUUGUGUUUUCUGGAAUAAGAAGGGAGAAUUGUAUAGAAAGAGUAUGCUAUGUAAGAUAACAGAAGCCUCAUGGAACAUUUUUCUUAAGAAACGGGUGAUGUGGGCUGGUGAGAUGG